AUGGAAGCCCCUAACCCGUCCAACUCAGUCGAGCCUUGUAGCCAGCGUCAGAUUAGCCGUCCCGGUCCUGUUGUUGAGUCUGGGGAAGGGGUCUUCCAACGUGCCACUCUAGGCGGGUACGAUUCAAUCAAGCACCAUUCGCAACCUGAUCUGCCUCUCAUUUCUAGGGGCAACGACACGACUUCCAAUGUUAUGUGGCUGUAUUAUCAGAAUGUACGCGGCCUGAGGACGAAAAUUGACGAUCUCUAUGUAGCAGUAUGCGAUUGUAAUUACGACGUCAUCAUGUUGACUGAAUCCGGACUUGACGACAGCAUCAACUCCAUACAGCUAUUCGGAGCUGAAUUUAACGUUUUCCGUUGUGACCGUAGUCCUUCCAACAGUUCCAAGUCCAGAUUUGGUGGUGUCCUUAUCGCAGUAGCUCGUCACUUCUCUGCUGUAUCGGUUCAAACGAGGAAUGGAAACUCUUUGGAACAGAUUUGUGUCUCCACUACCAUACGUGGGAAAAGGAUAUUACUUUGCGCAGUAUACAUUCCUCCCGACCGCAGUCGUGACGUGGGGGUUUAUGAUUCCCAUUUGGCUUCUGUGCGUGAGCUGUGUGACCGUGCGUCUUCUGAUGACACCGUAUUGGUAUGUGGCGAUUACAAUCAGCCUCAUAUUGCAUGGGAAUUACAUGCUAACUCUGUUGUUGAUCUGAAUCCGUCUUUGACCUCUGCGGCGAGUGCUGUUCUAUUGGAUGGAAUCACCUUCCUCGGUCUCCAGCAGCGCAACUUCAUUCGUAAUUUUCGUGGCCGAACACUGGAUCUGGUUUUUUGUGCUCCCGAUAUUAACAUCGCUAUCAACGAAUCUGUAUCGCCACUGCUAGCGGUGGAUUUGCACCAUCCUCCGUUAGUAUUAUCGUUAUCGGAUACAAGAGGAGCAGUGUUGGCCGUUGAGGAUAGGAACGAAGGCGAACAAGCGUUGAAUUACGCAAAAAUUAAUUUCGCUGCAUUUAACGAGUUUCUGAGUAGCUACAAUUGGAACGCUCUUGGUCAGGACGUUAACGACAUGGCGACGCGUUUUUGCGAAAUUGUUUGCAGCUGGCUCGUGACGAAUACCCCACGAAGGAAACCUCCAAUGUCUCCAGCUUGGAGCACUCCACUUCUUCGCAUUCUACGGCGCGACAAAAAUUCUUGCCAACGUAAAUUACGCCGUCGACGAACUGUUGAAACCAUGCACAACUUUCAACUCGCUAGCAGUGUAUACCGACGCCUUAACCGUGCCCUCUACAAAUCAUACGUGCUUCGUGUCCAGACAAACCUGCGUAGAAAUCCAAAGAGCUUCUGGAAGUUUGUCAAUUCCAAGCGAAAAACAGCAGAUAUCCCGUCUAAGGUGUUCUCGGGCGCUCAGGAAUCGUCCUCCGUUUCUGAAAUGUGCGAUUUAUUUUCAAAACACUUUGCAUCGGUGUUUGUCGCUGAGGCAGCCACCCCGUCAGAAGCCGAGAGAGCUGCAGCUAACAUUCCAGAGAGUUUAAUAGACUUGGGACCAUUCGUCGUUACCCCACAGAUGGUUGAGAAGGGCGUAAAAAAUUGA
Molecule: messenger RNA, 1569 nt
Organism: Toxorhynchites rutilus septentrionalis
Lineage: Eukaryota; Metazoa; Arthropoda; Insecta; Diptera; Culicidae
Exons: 1
Coding region: 1-1569 (522 amino acids)
Molecular function (GO): catalytic activity
Source: RefSeq, a predicted model, not a curated record